UGACUCCCCUGAGAAGCUGAGAGUGAAAGAAGCGCACCCUGCUCCUUCUCCUUUUUUCCCCCGUCUCGUGGAGACCACCCGUCCGCCCGCUUCACCUGGAAACAUGUCCAAGAAUCUCCAACCACCAACCAUGGACCCCACCAAGAUGGGGCUGGGACGCUCCAUUGCCGUGCUGACGUCCGGUGGGGAUGCCCAAGGUAUGAACGCUGCCGUGAGAGCAACAGUCAGAGUCGGUCUCUACACCGGCGCCAAGGUCUACUUUGUUCACGAGGGCUACCAGGGCCUCGUGGAUGGAGGAGAAAACAUCCGUCCCGCCACAUGGGAGAGUGUGUCCAUGAUGCUUCAGCUGGGAGGUACUGUCAUCGGCAGCGCUCGCUGCAAGGACUUCAGGUCCAGGGAGGGUCGUAUGACGGCCGCUCGCAACCUGGUGAAGCUGGGCAUCACCAACCUGUGUGUGAUCGGGGGCGACGGCAGCCUGACUGGAGCCAACGAGUUCAGGACUGAGUGGAGCGGACUGCUGGCCGACCUGGUCCGAGCCGGUAAGAUCACAGAGGACGAAGCCAAGAAAUCGUCCCACCUGAACAUCGUCGGCAUGGUCGGCUCCAUCGACAACGACUUCUGUGGCACAGACAUGACCAUUGGCACUGACUCCGCCCUGCACCGCAUCAUCGAGGUGGUGGACGCCAUCACCACGACUGCACAGAGCCACCAGAGGACAUUCAUCCUGGAAGUGAUGGGCAGACACUGUGGGUACCUGGCUCUGGUGACGGCUCUGUCCUGUGGCGCUGACUGGGUUUUCAUCCCAGAGAUGCCGCCAGAUGAGGGCUGGGAGAACCACUUGUGCAGGAGGCUGGCAGAUCAAAGGGCCAGAGGUUCCCGUCUGAAUGUGAUCAUUGUGGCUGAAGGUGCCAUGUCCAGAGACGGCAAACCAAUUUCAUCUGAGCAGAUCAAGAAGCUGGUGACCGACAGGCUCGGCUUUGACACCCGCACCACGGUCCUCGGACACGUGCAGAGAGGAGGGACGCCCUCGGCCUUUGACAGGAUCCUGGGAAGCAGGAUGGGCGUGGAGGCUGUGAUGGCGCUCCUGGAGGCCACGCCAGACACUCCGGCCUGUGUGGUCAGCCUGUCCGGGAACCAGGCGGUCAGGCUGCCGCUCAUGGAGUGCGUGCAAGUGACCAAAGAUGUUACUGCCGCCAUGGGUCAGGGCAGAUUUGAUGAUGCCAUCAAGCUCAGAGGAAAGAGUUUUGAGAACAACUGGAACACGUACAAGCUGCUGGCUCACAUAAAUCCUCCAGAUGUCAAGAGCAACAUCAACGUGGCCAUCAUGAACAUCGGCGCUCCCUGUGCCGGUAUGAAUGCCGCGGUCCGUGCAGCGGUCAGGAUGGGCAUCAUCCAGGGUCACACCAUGCUGGCUGUCCAUGACGGCUUUGACGGUCUGGCUCAAGGACAGGUUGAGCCCAUCAACUGGACCUCAGUGAGCGGCUGGACAGGAAAAGGAGGUUCAGUGUUGGGCACCAAGAGAACUCUCCCGGCCAAAAUCUUGGAGCAAAUUAGCCUGAACAUCUCCAAGUUCAACAUUCACGCUUUGGUGAUUAUUGGUGGAUUUGAGGCCUACGUUGGAGGCUUGGAGCUGGUUCAGGCCAGAGAGAAAUAUGAAGAGAUGUGCAUUCCUAUGGUGGUGAUCCCAGCCACCGUCUCCAACAACGUCCCCGGCUCUGACUUCAGCAUCGGCGCUGACACCGCCCUCAACACCAUCACCUCCACUUGCGACAGAAUCAAGCAGUCUGCGGCCGGGACCAAGCGCCGCGUGUUCAUCGUUGAGACUAUGGGCGGAUACUGCGGCUACUUGGCCACCAUGGCUGGUCUGGCUGCUGGAGCUGACGCCGCCUACAUCUAUGAGGAGAAAUUCAACAUUAAAGAUCUGGAGACGAACGUAGAGCAUCUUUUGCAGAAGAUGAAGACAACAGUGAAAAGGGGUUUGAUUCUCAGGAACGAGAACUGCAACGCCAACUAUACCACUGACUUCAUCUUCAACCUGUACUCGGAGGAGGGCAAGGGCGUCUUCGACUGCCGCAAGAACGUCCUCGGACACAUGCAGCAGGGCGGCACUCCAACCCCCUUCGACAGAAACUUCGGCACAAAGAUGGGCGCCAAGUCCGUUCUGUGGCUGACUGAGAAGCUCAAGGAGUGCUACCGGCAUGGUCGUAUCUUUGCCAACACACCGGACUCUGCCUGUGUACUGGGCAUGAGGAAACGGGCGCUCACCUUCCAGCCUCUUGCAAAUCUCAAGGAAGACACAGAUUUUGAGCACCGCAUCCCUAAGUCACAGUGGUGGCUGAAGAUCAGGCCCAUCAUGAAGAUUCUGGCCAAGUACGACAUCAAGCUGGACACGUCCGAGCACGCCGACAUGGAGCACGUGAUCAAUAAGAGGAGUGCGCUUGGGAAAUAGGCCGCUUUCAGCGGAGGGAAAUGUUGCGUCCCAUUAUAAAGAGCUGCUGAAUGCGUUCUUCUGUGUUUUGUAGCUCUCCCGAGUCUCAAAUACUUGUUGUGACUAGAUUUUGCAGACAAUAGCGAAAUGUCGUGAGAAUGAUUAAAGGUAUAGCUUAAAAUAAAUGUUGAUUUGUUGUUGA
Mugil cephalus (flathead mullet) is the source of this 2630-nucleotide messenger RNA. Its product is annotated as ATP-dependent 6-phosphofructokinase, muscle type-like. Gene Ontology annotation, molecular function: identical protein binding; ATP binding; fructose-6-phosphate binding. Gene Ontology annotation, cellular component: membrane; 6-phosphofructokinase complex; cytoplasm. Gene Ontology annotation, biological process: fructose 6-phosphate metabolic process; canonical glycolysis; fructose 1,6-bisphosphate metabolic process. Bases 104 to 2449 code for a protein of 781 amino acids. The transcript has 22 exons. The record is from RefSeq and is a predicted model, not a curated record. NCBI's taxonomy places the organism in Eukaryota, Metazoa, Chordata, Actinopteri, Mugiliformes, Mugilidae.